This is a messenger RNA of Penaeus monodon (black tiger shrimp), 444 nucleotides long. RefSeq lists its product as uncharacterized. NCBI's taxonomy places the organism in Eukaryota, Metazoa, Arthropoda, Malacostraca, Decapoda, Penaeidae. The coding region runs from base 1 to 444 and encodes 147 amino acids. The transcript has 4 exons. The record is from RefSeq and is a predicted model, not a curated record. Gene Ontology annotation, cellular component: extracellular matrix.
AUGCCUUCAAUCCCAGCGAGGAAUGACCACGCCCCUCAGCCGAACUACAUGUCCUUGAGCGAUACUGUUGGCCUGGCGAACGUAUUGGUUCGAAAACCUCAGUACAUCAGUUCUCAGCGAAACAAGAGCUUACAUUAUGAACACGAAGGUUUUAAUCUUGUAGGACCUCUCUGCCUUAACUCCAGCUGGCAGCCCAACGAGUUCGGACACCAGGAGACCCGUGACGGUGACAACCCCUGGGGAUUCUAUUACGUGCAGCUCCCCGACGGCCGCCUGCAGACCGUCAAGUAUUUCGUGGACGGUGCCUCUGGCUACGUGGCCGAAAUCAACUACGAGGGCGAGGCCAAUUAUCCCGAGUCCGUUGAGUUUGCUGAGUCAGCUGAGUCCCGCAAAUACAGACCUCCCAGGCCCCAGUAUGUUUAUGACUUCAGUGAGUCCAGGUGA